AAACGCCGGUGGCGGGAGAGAGGGGAGGAUUUUGCGCUAUCGCGUUGUACGUUUACGAGAGGCACGUCGACGUCAGUCAAUCGACUGCGUGAAGCUCACGGUCUUUACGCACAGCGGCCGUAGUCACGUCGACGUGUAAUUAUGAGCUGCGGAUUCGUCACUUGCGGCCCGAACGAGGCUCUCGUCGUCUCAGGAUGUUGCUACACCAAACCUCUCUUGGUGCCUGGAGGCCGGGUGUUUGUCUGGCCCCUCGUACAACAAGUACAAAAGAUUUCUCUGAAUACGAUGACCUUACAAGUCGAGAGUCCAACAGUAUACACCUGUCAAGGAGUUCCAAUAUCUGUAACAGGCAUUGCACAGGUAAAAAUUCAGGGACAAAAUGAAGAGAUGCUAUCUACGGCGUGCGAGCAGUUUCUUGGAAAAACUGAAGACGAGAUACAUAACAUAGCUCUUGUCACUCUAGAAGGACAUCAACGAGCUAUAAUGGGUAGUAUGACUGUAGAGGAAAUUUACAAGGAUCGUAAAAAGUUUAGCAAGGAAGUCUUCGAGGUGGCGAGCAGUGAUCUAGUCAAUAUGGGCAUUACUGUCGUAUCGUAUACAUUAAAAGAUAUCCGAGAUGAGGAAGGGGCAAAGGGUUAUUUGCAAGCACUCGGUAUGGCACGUACCGCAGAGGUGAAGAGAGAUGCUAGAAUAGGUGAGGCAGAAGCUCGCAGAGACGCUCAAAUUAGGGAAGCCAUCGCCGAGGAGCAAAGAAUGGCUGCGCGUUUCCUUAAUGACACAGAGAUCGCAAAAGCGCAGCGUGAUUUCGAAUUGAAAAAGGCUGCUUAUGAUGUCGAAGUUCAGACCAAAAAAGCUGAUGCGGAAAUGGCCUUCGAACUGCAAGCGGCGAAAACUAAGCAGAGGAUUAUGGAAGAGCAAAUGCAAGUGAAGGUUGUGGAACGCAGUCAGGAGAUCGCCGUGCAGGAGCAGGAAAUGUUGAGACGCGAGAGGGAAUUAGAUGCCACUGUGCGACGUCCUGCUGACGCAGAAAAAUUCAGAUUAGAGAAAAUGGCCGAGGCAAAUAAAUUGCGCCUCGUCAUGGAGGCUGAGGCUGAAUCCGAAGCUAUUAAGAUUCGCGGUGAGGCGGAAGCCUUCGCUAUCGAAGCGAAAGCUAAGGCAGAGGCAGAACAAAUGGCAAAGAAAGCUGCGGCAUGGAACGAGUACAAGGCCGCAGCCAUGAUAGACAUGAUGCUUGAUGCACUUCCAAAGGUCGCCGCCGAAGUAGCCGCUCCUCUCUCUCAAGCAAAAAAGAUAACCAUGGUUUCGAGCGGUAAUGGCACUGUUGGUGCAGAAAAACUAACCGAGGAAGUUUUCAACAUUGUACAACGUGUUCCAGAUCUUGUUAAAAAUUUGACGGGCGUGGACAUUGCGAAGUCGGUACACGCUGCGUAAAUAUACGACACGAAGAACAAUUGAGCAAUUUUCUCUGGUCAUACGUUUUUCAAUGUAUACAUUUACAAAAAAGUAUUCAGUGCAUCCUUUUGUUAUAUAUACAUUUACUUUAAAUAUCUUGCCCUUUAGCGUGGGCUAAGUGUAAUAGAACAUCGGGAUUCCUCUAUUGCGAAAAUUCAACACUUUCACUGCCAUUUUUUAUAGCUUCUGUGUAAAACACGUGUGUGUUAUAUGGUCCCAAAUUGGGCGCAUUACUUUCGGUUUCGAAAGCUAGUUAGCCAGUUAAUGAUCUGAUUUUUAUUACAAGAGAAUUUAAAGAAUGUAGUACUUCGCACAAGGAAUUUCGCGUGAUGUGUGUGUAUCAUUUGUUCAUUCCAAUAAUUUUUACUAAUCAAGACAGUGAAAGUGUGGUUUGACAUAUAUCGCUUAUUACUGAUAUUAUUUUUAUACCAAUCACUUUUUAAUUUUAAGAUUUUACUAACUGCUUAAUUAUAUUUUCCUAACUCAACGUACGUUUAAAUAAAAAGAACAGUGUGCGCGUUCUCUAUGUCGAAUCUCUUGAGGGCAUGAUGGUCCCCCCGUAUGUAAUUCUAUGCCAAUAUGUGCCGAAUGCUAUUUCUCCAAAUAUAUUCUAUUAUCAUGUAUCUUACAAAUAUAAUUAAGCAUCUGUUUAGAGA
Messenger RNA from Wasmannia auropunctata (little fire ant), 2108 nucleotides. RefSeq names its product flotillin-1 (gene Flo1). The coding region runs from base 142 to 1431 and encodes 429 amino acids. The transcript is spliced from 11 exons. Lineage: Eukaryota; Metazoa; Arthropoda; Insecta; Hymenoptera; Formicidae. Gene Ontology annotation, biological process: positive regulation of endocytosis; positive regulation of cell junction assembly; positive regulation of cell-cell adhesion mediated by cadherin. The record is from RefSeq and is a predicted model, not a curated record. Gene Ontology annotation, cellular component: plasma membrane.